This is a messenger RNA of Cuscuta campestris, 1898 nucleotides long. The record is from the annotation of a GenBank genome assembly. NCBI's taxonomy places the organism in Eukaryota, Viridiplantae, Streptophyta, Magnoliopsida, Solanales, Convolvulaceae.
CCGUCUCCAUCUCCAGGUCUGCAUCGUCUAUUUGUCUCUCUAAGAAUCAAUCGCCGCCGCAUUUCCUUCAGAGCCAUCCGUUGAAGAAAUACCAGCGCCAUCUAUGGAUUUGCCCCUUCAAAUCCAGGGAACUUUUCUUGUUUUAAGAAGGCGCAUGGAUGAGGUCACAAGGAACUUUUUACGAGAAGGCCUUGUGCCAUCAGAAAAUAUGAUUAGCCACAUCAUUGGAAUGGAGAUGGGUUACAUAAAUACUUCCCAUCACAAUUUUAUUGGCGGGAUCCAAGCUGUGGAGAUUUCGUCCCAACAGAUCAAGUAGUCUUCCAGGAUUUCUCCACCCAUUCAGAGGGUGGAGUCGAUGCAGAUAAAGCUCUAGCAUCUCAAAGAAGUCUAAAGUCUCAGGCUAUCCUAGCUAGACCUGUGAAUGGAAUUGUACCAGAGCAGGGUGUCUGGACUGCUCUAGUAGUGGAAAAAACCACGCCUGGAGUCACUACAAGCUGGGGAAUAUCUUCAAAAUUUGUAGGGUCUGAUCAUCGUGCCUUUGUUAAAGUAAAUUCAACGAUCAAGACUUUUAACGAUCCUGUCUAGAGCAUGGAACAUGCUUAUUCUAUUAUUCAAUUUAGAGAGCCGCUAAAUGUCUGGAGGCCCUCAGAAAACCACACAGAGCAGGAGGCAAUAGAGAUAAAUAUCAUAAAACUGUUGCUGAGAUCAUAUUAUAACAUUGUUAGAAAAAACAUUAAGGAUUAUGUUCCUAAAGCAAUCAUGUACUUCCUGGUAAUAAUGACAUCACUUCAUCUUUUUAUUUGUAGCUUCUAAAUGAUUAUUGCAAUUUAUUUACUCUUUAUUUAUGGGGCUGUUUUGGUGCUUAUACCCCCUUUAGUUGAUGGAGGGAGUUAGUUUUUAUAAGUUCGCCGAUUGUUUUCGGGAGUUCCAAAGAGAAGUACUGUUUCUUAAUUAAGGUUAUUGUUUUGUUGCAUGCUCUAUUUGAGUUCGAUAGCACUUCUCUAGCAGUAUAACGGAGUAUAAGCCUAUUUCUUGUUUUGUCAAAUGUGUUAGUUUAGUAUCAUUUUCUAGAUUUAAUGUUUUUUAUUUAAUGGGCGAGUCAUUGGAAGGUGAAAAUUUAGGAGACCAAAUAGUAACUUUUGCAGGAAUGGGCAGUGACCUGACUCUACGGUUAGUAAUUUUCAAAUGCUCUCAGUUUCUAUGUCAUAUUGUUUUUCACAAGACCUUUUAGCUUUUCUUUCUAAUUUAAAUAACCACUCAAGAAUGCCCAUUGCAAAUUUGGUUAUGUGAUUUUUGCAGGCAGAGUGGAAGAAAAAAGGUGAGGCAGUGGGUUCUCUAGUUCAUGCCAAGAUAAAGAAAGACAUAAGCUGCUUAGUUUUGAGUGGAAUGCUGGAGAGCAGUGAUGCUGAGAUAAAGAAGGCAACCUAAAGCUCCCCUUUUUACUGACAAAAGCAUACGUAUUGAUUAUGUUCAAUACUUGAACCAUUUUUGCAUCUUUGACAGGAGGAUGAAACUGCCUAUUGUUCAGAUGGAUUAUUUAGUAGACUGCUUUGGGAGGACGAAAAAACUUCCUUUUGGUAUGUACAAAGUAUACGCAAUUGGAGAGUCAUAUAGUGUGGUUAUUGUCAAAGUGUAAGGGAGGAGUGUUGUACACGAGUCAUCUGGUUUACAAGACUCUGAGCAUAUCCUCGAGGUUGGAAAUAGCAUUUAUGUUACAACUGUAAGUAUGUCAGAUCCCGCAUCUCGUAUCAAUAGGGAAUUCUAGUUCUUCCAUGUUUUUUUACUUUGUACUAAAAUUUCUCUUUGUUAUCAUUCUUUUAAAGUAAAAACCAACAUCUACUGCCCUAGCGGCCUUUACCAUUAUUGUGAUCCUCUUUUAAGAAAAGUUUUUUUUCCCU